AUGAAAAGAAAGGAAGAGGAAGAUUAUAAAAAGAAGUCGGGAAUUAAAAAAUGUUUGUGUUAUUAAAUAAAUGUAUGAUAUUAAAUUGAUAUCCUACUUAAAUAUCGGCUAUUAAACUCUAAAUAAAUUAAAAAGCAAAUAGAAUAUAAAGAUGAAUUACAAACUAGAGAUUUUAUUUAAAAUGAAAAAGCCAAAAGGAAAAUAUUUUUAAAUUCUUAAUAUAAAAAUAUUGAUAAUUAACAAUCUUUGCACAGUUUUAGAAAUGUCAAAUAAAUAGUUCCAUUUAUUAAAAAAUAUUACUUAAAAAACUAAUAUAUAAAUAAUGACUUAGAAUUAAUUAAAUUCAUAACAGAUUUUCAUGUUGAAGAUCCUUUUCAUGAUAAAUAGAUUUAAUCUAAAGUGAGAAAGUCUUUGCUUAUUUCUCCAGGGAUAGUACCACACAAUUAAAUUAAAAAAAUUCAUUAAAAAGUUUAUAAACAAUCUUACUUAAAUCCAAAAGAUGAUAUAUCAUAAAAAUCUCCAAGAUCAAUUAUUGAUUCCUGA
Molecule: messenger RNA, 543 nt
Organism: Paramecium primaurelia
Lineage: Eukaryota; Ciliophora; Oligohymenophorea; Peniculida; Parameciidae
Source: the annotation of a GenBank genome assembly